ACGAAGAGUAUAAAAGGCUUGUCUUUUUCAUACCAACUUCAUAAGUAUUUCUAUACGCUUAACAAAAUGAAGCUGUUCGUUGUUUUCGCAUUGUUUGUGGCCACGGCCUCUGCCGGCCUUCUCAACCCAUUUGAGCGUCCUGUGCAUCCACGCGAUUUGCCAGUAAUCUUUGAUCAGCAACAAGGUCGUAUUACCAAUGGCCAGACUGCCAGCGAAGGUCAGUUCCCUUACCAGGUGGGCUUGAGUUUCACUAGCAGCAGCGGUAGUUGGUGGUGCGGUGGUUCCAUCAUUGAUAACAACUGGGUUUUGACUGCUGCUCACUGCACCAGCGGUGCUACUAGUGUGACUCUUUACUUUGGUGCUACAGCACGUACCAGCCCAAAGGCCACCCAAACCAUUACCAGCGGCAACUUCAUUCAACACGCCAGCUACAAUGCUCAGGUUUUGAGAAACGACAUUUCGCUUAUUAAAGUCGCUUCGGUAUCCUUCAGCUCUUACAUCAACAAAAUUGCAUUGCCUAAAAUCUCCUCUUCAUACUCCACUUACUCUGGCCAGAGUGCCACUGCUUCCGGUUGGGGUCUGGUCAGCGACUCUGCUACUGCCGUCAGCUCUUCGUUGCAGUACGCUAGUUUACAAGUGAUUGAUAACUCGGUUUGUGCCAAUACCUAUGGUUCACUAGUAGUUACCUCAAGGACUAUUUGCACUGCCACUCCAUCUGGCACCUCCACAUGCAGCGGUGACUCUGGUGGUCCGUUGGUUUCGGCAUCGUCUGGUGAGCUUAUCGGUGUUACCUCAUUUGUUUCUAGUGCCGGUUGUCAAUCGGGUUCUCCAGCUGGUUUUGUUCGCGUUACUGCCUACUUGGACUGGAUCAAGGAGAACAGUGGUGUGUACUCCUCCUAAAAUCUGAUUGAUUGUGAUUGCGAUCUAAA
This is a messenger RNA of Rhagoletis pomonella (apple maggot), 929 nucleotides long. Its product is annotated as serine protease 1-like. The transcript has 2 exons. The record is from RefSeq and is a predicted model, not a curated record. Gene Ontology annotation, biological process: proteolysis. NCBI's taxonomy places the organism in Eukaryota, Metazoa, Arthropoda, Insecta, Diptera, Tephritidae. Gene Ontology annotation, molecular function: serine-type endopeptidase activity. Bases 67 to 900 code for a protein of 277 amino acids.